AUGCAUAACCAAUUUAGAAAAAAGGAACAUAUAAGGAACCCUUUAUUUUGUGCCGCUGCUGGUAUUGGGGCUGGGUUAGAAAUGGGACCUUGGGGGCGAAUUGGCCCUGGGAAU
This is a messenger RNA of Bathycoccus prasinos, 114 nucleotides long. Lineage: Eukaryota; Viridiplantae; Chlorophyta; Mamiellophyceae; Mamiellales; Bathycoccaceae. The record is from the annotation of a RefSeq genome assembly.